This is a messenger RNA of Andrographis paniculata, 873 nucleotides long. RefSeq names its product peptide methionine sulfoxide reductase-like. The transcript is spliced from 2 exons. The record is from RefSeq and is a predicted model, not a curated record. Gene Ontology annotation, molecular function: peptide-methionine (S)-S-oxide reductase activity. Bases 118 to 708 code for a protein of 196 amino acids. Lineage: Eukaryota; Viridiplantae; Streptophyta; Magnoliopsida; Lamiales; Acanthaceae.
UGAUGACACGAUCUUCGAGAGAAGUAAAACUCCAUCGUCAUCCAGCCAUUCAAUCCUUAUCAGCUGAAACGCGAUCGUCCACCGCGCAAGCAAGCUUCAGUCGCAGAAGAAUCGCCAAUGGCGUCCGGUGAUAAUGAGAAUGGCAAGUCUAGUAACCCGGCACUCAACCCGGAUCUGGAUUCGCCGGCGGAGCCGGGUCUGGAGCUAGCCCAGUUCGGCGCGGGUUGCUUCUGGAGCGUUGAGUUGGCCUUCCAGAGGGUGGAGGGCGUCGUCAAAACUGAAGUGGGAUACUCUCAGGGACAUGUGCAUAACCCUAAUUACCGAUUGGUGUGCACCGGAUCAACCAACCAUUCCGAAGUGGUUCGCGUUCAUUUCGACCCAAAAGCUUGUUCUUUCGCCACUUUGCUCGACGUCUUCUGGGGUAAACACGAUCCCACUACCAUCAAUCGCCAGGGAAAUGAUGUAGGGACGCAGUACAGAUCAGGGAUAUACUAUUACAAUGAGAUGCAGGCCAAAUUAGCCCGAGAAUCAUUGGAAGCAAAGCAGAAGGAGAUGAAGGGUAAGAAUAUUGUUACUGAAAUUCUUCCUGCAAAGAGAUUUUACCCAGCGGAAGAGUAUCACCAGCAGUACUUGGAGAAGGGUGGAAGAAAUGGUUUGAAGCAGUCGGCUGCUAAAGGGUGCAAAGAUCCGAUCCGCUGCUACGGAUGAUGGAGCAGAUCAGAUGUGUUCUGGAAUCUGUGUAAGAGAGGUAUGUAUGUUUCUGUCCCAAAUUAUUCUGACUUCUGAGCUUUCCGUUGGAAUUUCAAUAAGUUGUUAUCAGAUUGUUGAAUAAUAUGCUGCAUAACUUGAGGCAUUUCUGUGGUUAGCUCUUUC